Molecule: messenger RNA, 1300 nt
Organism: Lotus japonicus
Lineage: Eukaryota; Viridiplantae; Streptophyta; Magnoliopsida; Fabales; Fabaceae
Product: S-adenosylmethionine decarboxylase proenzyme-like
Exons: 1
Coding region: 111-1190 (359 amino acids)
Biological process (GO): spermine biosynthetic process; spermidine biosynthetic process
Cellular component (GO): cytosol
Molecular function (GO): adenosylmethionine decarboxylase activity
Source: RefSeq, a predicted model, not a curated record
ACCUUUCCACCGAAACCGCUUUUUUUCUUUUGAAUUGCUUUCAUUUUAAUUAAAUCUAUUCUAUUCUCGUCGUUGUUGUUCUCUGCUUUCUUUCGUGUUUGUGAAUCGCCAUGGCUAUGGAAGCUUCUGCCAUUGGUUUUGAGGGAUUUGAAAAGAGGCUCGAGCUUUCGUUUUUUGACCCGGGAGUCUUUGUGGACCCUCAAGGAAAGGGUCUAAGAUCACUAACAAAAUCCCAAAUAGAUGAGAUUCUAGCACCUGCAGAAUGCACCAUUGUUUCCUCACUCUCAAACAACAAAGUUGACUCUUAUGUUCUCUCUGAGUCCAGCCUCUUUGUUUAUCCAUACAAAAUCAUCCUCAAAACCUGUGGCACCACCAAAUUGCUCCUUUCAAUCCCAUCCAUAUUGAAACUAUCCAAAAUGCUUUCCCUCAAAGUGAGAUCAGUGAGGUACACCCGCGGAACCUUCAAUUUUCCAUCUGCUCAGCUCUUUCCUCACCGCAACUUCUCCGAGGAAGUGGCGGUGCUUGAUGGCUACUUGGAGAAGCUUGGAUUAGGACGCAUGGCUUAUGUGAUGGGUGGUUCGGACAAUGCACAGAAAUGGCAUAUUUACUCUGCUGCUGCAGAAUCUGCUAAUGAAUUUGACUCUUUUCACACUAUGGAGAUGUGCAUGACUGGUUUGGACAAAGAGAAAGCUUCCAUUUUCAACAAACAACAAUUCGGCACAUCAACUAUGAUGACAGUGAAUUCAGGUAUUAGAAAGAUUCUUCCAGAUUCUCAAAUUUCUGACUUUGCAUUUGAGCCUUGUGGGUACUCUAUGAAUUCUGUGGAAGGAGGAGCUGUUUCUACAAUCCAUGUUACUCCAGAAGAUGGAUUCAGCUAUGCUAGCUUUGAGACUUGUGGGUAUAAUUUGGAGUUGGUGAAUCUGAACCAGAUGGUGGAGAGAGUGCUGGCUUGCUUCCAACCUGAAGAGUUUAUGGUGGCUGUGCAUGUGGAUGUUGAUUGCAAUUCAUUUGUGAAGGACUGUUUGGUGGAUGUUAAGGGGUAUGGCCUCAAAGAGAGGUGCUACCAGGAUCUUGGAAUGGGUGGCUCUGUUGUCUUCCAUAAGUUCAAGAAAACUACUGAUUGUGGUUCACCUGUUUCAUCACCUCUGGAAUGCUGGAAUAAAGAGAUGAAGAGUUGUGUGGCGAUUUAGCUUAUUUACGGCCUGUGCCUUAUAUGUAGAACUAAAGUUGGCCUUAAUUUCUUGCGUUUGUUUUUUGUGUUGUUGUUUGUUUUUGCUGUUUACAGCUUCAGUUAUUUUCA